AUGGCCGGCUCACCCAAUUCAAACCUACGAGGCUUCAACCACGCCGUACAAACCCUCCUCAAACAACCAACACAGUUCCUCCCACACCUCACAAUCCCAACAUUCACCCAUCUCCCCGAGAACCCAGGACCGUACUUGAUAAGCGCAAGGAAAGGAAUCCAACCUGAAAAGCCUCUGCAAACACCCACAAUCCGCGCUUUAGUCCUCGAUAAAGAUAAUACGCUUUGCGCUGCGAAAACAACAUCCUUCCCGCCGCAGAUCCUCGCUAAACUCUCCUCCCUCCGUACCUCGCCAACCUCCCCCUUCAACCAAAAGACAAACCCGCAUGCGAUCCUGAUCGUCUCGAACCGCGCCGGCAGCCACGCGAACUUUGACGGGGAAGUCUCUGAGCUAGAAGCGCAGCUUGCGCACCUGCGUAUUCCAGUCUUCCGGCUGCCGGUAGGCGCAGAAAAGAAGCCGUUUUGUGGUGACGAGGUUGUGCAGUGGUUCCGGGAGAGGGGAGUUGUUGAAUCUGCGCAUGAGAUUGCUGUUGUUGGGGACCGGCUUGGGACCGAUGUACUUAUGGCGGGGAUGAUGGGGUCGUGGAGUGUUUGGUGUAAAGAGGGGGUGUUUGAUGUUGGGAUGAAGGGGAAGCCGGAGCGGAACAUUCUGGAGAAGAUGGAGGUUUGGAUUGAAUGGUUCCUUAGAGAAAAGCGAGGGUGUGUUGCGCCUUUGCCGAUGGGGUGGGAGAAGCAAAAGCAGUUGUAG
Penicillium griseofulvum is the source of this 747-nucleotide messenger RNA. RefSeq names its product phosphatidylglycerophosphatase. Lineage: Eukaryota; Fungi; Ascomycota; Eurotiomycetes; Eurotiales; Aspergillaceae. Gene Ontology annotation, molecular function: phosphatidylglycerophosphatase activity. The transcript has a single exon. The record is from RefSeq and is a predicted model, not a curated record. The coding region runs from base 1 to 747 and encodes 248 amino acids.